This is a messenger RNA of Glarea lozoyensis ATCC 20868, 1854 nucleotides long. RefSeq lists its product as uncharacterized. The record is from RefSeq and is a predicted model, not a curated record. The transcript has a single exon. Lineage: Eukaryota; Fungi; Ascomycota; Leotiomycetes; Helotiales; Helotiaceae. The coding region runs from base 1 to 1854 and encodes 617 amino acids.
AUGCGACUACUGAAUGCCUCAACAUUUGAGAUGUGCGAAUUUUUUCCCCACGAUACGCCGCCUUACGCAAUACUGUCGCAUACAUGGGGGUCGAAAGAAAUAAGUUUCCAAGACUAUCAAAGCCACAAUCUGCCUUCUGUGAACCAUCCUGCCAGGAGGAAAUUGACGGGUUGCUGCAAGCAAGCAAAGAUUGACGGUAUUGAUUGGGUCUGGAUCGACACAUGUUGCAUCGACAAGACAUCCAGCAGUGAAUUAUCCGAGGCGAUUAAUUCCAUGUAUGCGUGGUAUGAAGAAUCGGAAGUGUGUUAUGUGUAUCUCGAGGAUGUAUCGUAUCCAGAAGGCAUUGUGGAGCCCGAACAUAUACGGGUUGAGUUUACAUGGGCAAGAUGGUUCACGCGCGGCUGGUGUCUACAAGAAUUGUUAGCUCCUCGCAAGGUUGAAUUUUAUACAAAAGACUGGGCGGAAAUUGGCACUAAAAGAAGCCUCCAGCACUCGAUUGAGUUUGUAACAGGUAUCCCAGCUGAUGCUUUGCUGAAGAGGACAAAGCUUUCCGAUUAUACGAUCGCAUACCGAAUGUCUUGGGCUUCGAAAAGAGAAACGACUCGACCAGAAGAUGAGGCUUACUGUCUCCUUGGAAUUUUUGAACUUUCAAUGCCGUUGAUUUACGGGGAAGGAAGACGAGCGUUUCAACGUCUCCAACAAGAGAUUAUACGGCAGACUGAGGACUACACUUUUCUUCUCUGGAGCGAAAGGCUUCGUGAGCCAGCAGGUGUCUUGGCAUCAUCUCCAGGUUGUUUCUUACAAAUGCACUUCGAAAAUCAUGCCGAGAUGCUUUCUAUGCGUGUGAUUCCGACUGUUGUCACGGACACCGGUUAUGGAACUUUGAGGUCGGUUUUUGCAAAUAAGUCUGCAUUGAUGACCAUUGGAGGGGAUUUAAAUGUCAGACAGAUUUCAGCAGAAAAGUAUGACGAAGAUCAUGCCCCAGCAGAAAUGGGAUCUAGUUCUGUCGCGAACUCAAUCCUGGAUUUCAAUAAGUGGAAACCUUUGCAGAUCACCACUCGAGGUUUACACAUGAGCACUUUUGUUAGAAGGCUUAACUCGAAUUCACGCAGUCUAGUUCUUUGGACACUGUGCAUGUCUCAUGACGGCCGGUUUAUGUGCAUAUUAGUUGAGGAGGACCGAACCAACGGAGUUCUAAGAUACAAGCGAUCUACAGACGACGUGAUUCUGUUGGAAAAGACUUUGGCCGCUUUCACAUUAUCCGAGUUAUAUCUCUUUACUGAAGUGCGAGAUAUAGCACCUAGACGGAAAAAACGCCUCUUAAGGGUUCCACAGUUAGACACAAUUAUAUCUGCCACGUCCGCCGGGAGGAUUGUAUUUAUAGAAACUAUUCCCAGCAUUCCCAUUGGCCAUUGGGAAAUCACCGUUGACACCGAACGGUUCUUCUGCGGUCAUAAAAUCCUAAAAGACCUUGGAGAAAUCUUGUUGAGGUUCAAGUUUUCUGAAAAUGCACCCACAGCAGACGUCACAACAUACUUCUCAGUAGAGGUUGGUCUGGCUAGAGCUCACAAUGACGAGCCGUGGUGCCGUAUAGCCAUUGAGCCUCAGUCCAAGUUUGAACCACGAGAUAAUUAUCCUCAGCACCAGAUCGACCACUCGAAUGUUCGAAAACCAUUCUCCGAUAGAGCGACCCAAAAACUGCCUAAUGGAAAGGUGGUUCUUGUGGCGAUUAAAGAAAGGAAGCAGACGAAGUUUAUACUAGAGAAUAAGAAAGCACUAGUACUAUGUCACACUUUGUAUAUAACAGUAAAGCAUGGACCGGAUGAAAACCAAAUAUCUGACGACUCCGAGUAA